Molecule: messenger RNA, 150 nt
Organism: Gongylonema pulchrum
Lineage: Eukaryota; Metazoa; Nematoda; Chromadorea; Rhabditida; Gongylonematidae
Source: the annotation of a GenBank genome assembly
GGUGUUGUUUGGACGCGUGAAACAUUGUUCGAAUAUUUGUUGGACCCAAAGAAGUAUAUCCCUGGAACAAAAAUGGUAUUUGCCGGUUUGAAAAAGCCACAAGAACGUGCCGAUUUGAUUAAGUAUAUUGAAGUGGAAUCAGGCAAAUGA